CCUUUCUUUCACUCCAUCCCCCUCUCUCAACUCCUCCUUCUCCCUCACUACCGCUAUUUCCAAUUCCAACAGCUGAUUUUCCAGACCAGAGAGAGAGGAACACGGCGAGACAGUUGAGAUUUGAGAUCAGCAGCAGCAGAAGGAUUUAAAGCGAGUAGAAAUGCGGGGCGAGCGCUGCGAUCCGCAACAUCCGUCAUGAAGAUUUGAGCUCCGCCGCCGCUGCCAUCAGCUCCGAGAGAAUGGCGUUCCAUGGAUCCACUCGGCCAACAGUGUGUGGUAACUUGUUCCCUGGAUCAGAGUUAGGCCACAAGUAUUUUUGUGUCAACGCCACGACCGGCACUACCUCAACGGGCCUCAGUGCGACAUCAAAUCCCACUGGACCCAACGCACCAGCUGGGACUCCCAGACACCCAGCAUCUCUCGGGGGCAGCGCUGGCGGAGGGGCAGCCAUCCCGCAACCUCACAGUAACCCAGCAAGUGAGGUUCCAAGUCCUGCUGAAAUGGAGCCUGAUCGACCUAUCGGUUACGGUGCAUUUGGGGUGGUCUGGUCUGUGACGGACCCUCGGGAUGGGCGUAAGGUGGCUCUGAAGAAAAUGCCGAAUGUCUUCCAGAACCUGGUCUCCUGUAAGCGUGUGUUCAGGGAACUCCGGAUGCUGUGUUUCUUUAAACAUGACAACGUGCUGUCUGCCCUUGACAUUCUCCAACCUCCACAAAUCGACUGCUUUGAGGAGAUAUACGUGAUCACUGAGCUCAUGCAGAGCGACCUACAUAAAGUCAUCGUUUCCCCUCAGCCUCUCACCACCGAUCACAUCAAGGUGUUCCUCUACCAGAUACUCAGGGGGCUGAAGUACCUGCACUCUGCGGGCAUUCUGCACAGAGACAUCAAACCAGGGAACCUGCUGGUCAACAGCAACUGUCUACUUAAGAUUUGUGACUUUGGCCUGGCACGAGUGGAGGAGCCAGACCCUUCUCGUCACAUGACCCAGGAGGUGGUGACACAGUAUUACCGAGCUCCAGAGGUUCUGAUGGGAUGCCAGCAUUACACUUCAGCUAUAGAUGUCUGGUCUGUAGGGUGCAUCUUCGCUGAAUUGCUGGGCCGGCGUAUUCUCUUCCAGGCUCAGAGCCCCAUACAACAGUUGGAUCUGAUCACUGAUCUUCUCGGGACUCCUCCUCUUUCUGCCAUGGCAUCUGCGUGUGAAGGAGCUCGAGCGCACAUUCUUAGAGGACCCCACAAACCACCAUCAUUGUCUGUUCUGUACAUGUUGUCAGAUGGGGCAACACAUGAAGCCGUUCAUCUUUUGUGCCGCAUGCUAGUUUUUGAUCCAGCCAAGCGCAUUACGGGCAGUGAUGCUCUGUCUCAUCCGUAUUUGGAUGAGGGUCGUCUGAGGUACCACACAUGCAUGUGUAAGUGCUGUUACUCAGUGCCCAGCGGGAGGGUGUACACCCGAGACUUUGAGCCGCCUGCAGAUCGACCGUUCAGCCACAACUAUGAGCAGAGCAUGCACUCUGUUUGGCAGGGCAAAGAGCUCAUCCAUCGUUUUAUAACAGAGCACCAGCAAGGCAAACGAGUGCCUUUGUGCAUCAAUCCCCAGAGUGCAGCCUUCAAAACGUUCAUUAGAUCCACAGCCUGGCAUUCGUCAAAAGUAUCAAGGAAAGAAGAGAGAUGAGGGAUGAGGUGUAUACUGGGACAUGUGAAUCAUAGGAGCAAGCUUGCAUUGGAGAUGACUGGAGGAUCACAUGCUUUUGAACGCAUUUUCAGCACUCUUUCCCAGUCAACGUGGGGAUUUCUCAGAAACACAUUUUUCCAGUUCCAAUUUCACAACACUGAUGAAUAAUGCUUCUGAUGCUGCUGAGAACAGUUUUAUACUGGCUAUGUGCUCGAAGAUUAUGGCAAAUAGUUUUCCACAAAAAAAAAGAAAAAAAAAGAAAAGAAAAUCUCAUGGAUUGUUGAAUUUUGACUAAAUGAGCCAACGUCAAUGUUGUGCAAUACUGAUAUCUGGAAUAAUGCAAAUGAUGAGACUUCGCUGACCAUGAUUUCACUACCAGAUGAGAUGACAGUGCCCACAAGUCCAUAGCAUCACCCCUGUGGCCAUCUUUUACUGUGGUGUAUCUCCAAAUUCAGUCUGUAGACUUUAAUCACUGUGUUCCUUUUCUGGGUUCUUACGUUUUAUUCUGUUAACCAAAAGUUCCAAAAGUCUUCUUUUUUUUAGUUAUGGCUUCCUCGUUGAACUGAAUGCUUUCUGUUCAAUACUACUCAGACUUUCUCUAAAAUGAUUUUUUUCCUUACUGUUAUUAUUCUAAUUUUAUUUGGGUUUUUUGGGGGGUGGGGGGAGUUUAUUGUGCAGAUUUCGUUCUAAUCUCUCUACAGUUCUAAUGAAGCAUCCUGUGCAAACGAUCCUUGAGCCAAUGCAUUAGUUUUAGAGUUGUAUUAGAAUGCUGUUUAGGGUCGAUGGUGUCUUGUGUGUAUCUGAGGAACGUAGGUACUGUGCUGUUCCUGCCUGAAGCAUCUUCCCAAAGCUCCCAACAACGCCCCCACCCCGGCCCCUCCUCCUAGGACCAAAUCGGACUGAUGUCAGUAUCCUACUUUCUGAUUGGGCGAGGCUCUGUAGGCAGAGAAGAUAGAUCGAAUGUUAUUUAUUUUCCAUUUUUAAUUUAUUGUCUUGUCGAACUUUUUCUGUGUUUGUGUUAGGCGGACCAGGUGCGUGGGUUUCGUGGCAGCAUGAGCAAGUCAUGUGGUCCGUGCGUGUUUUUGGAUUCGGGGAGUUUAGGGAAUGUGCAGUGUUGUACUUUUUGGAAUAUUUCAUUACCUCAAACAGCCCUCAGUUUACUGGGCUUGUGUGUAUAGACUGAACCCAAUCGUUUUAUCAAAAAUGUACUGUAAUGCAGCCGAAUGACGUCAAGUGUGUGUGGAGCUCCUCCGAUGGGCAGCAGUCUCUCCCCGAAUUGUUUCUGAAUCGAUCUGCUCUUCUUUUUCCUUGUGAGUGAGGGAUUGGUGUGGUGGGAUGGUGGCUGAUGGGUGAGUCUUAGAUGCUUGUUGGAUAAAUGCUGCUGAUUGUGUAAUACCUCCCUGACUCCUUUGUAAAAGUAACACGUCUAGAGCUCAGGUUUCAUAUUAUACUAUAUGGACUGUAGACACUGUAGAUGUGGAUCCGAUCCAGGCAGAGUUACUGAAGACAAGCAGUUGUUGGUGCUCUCUGGGUUUAUUGCAGAAGGCCGAAUUCUCAAAUGCCCAGCACUGUAAAUGUUUGCCUCCUACCAGCAGGUGGCAACAAAAGCGCAGGGCAGGAUUGGAUGCAUCAAGGCUGUUCCUCAUUAAUAAUGUCUCUCAAUGCAUGUGUGUAUGGACUUCACUUGGAUUUGCAAAUUGCAGUGCAUUAGUUGUUUUAUUUUAGAAACUUUUUUAAUGUGCUGUUGCUAUUUAAUUUUAUUAUAGGAACAUGUUCUUUUUUGGUUUUGUUUUCAUGUAUUGUGACCAAUUCUUUUAGGUUUUUGGUUUUAAUCUUUUUUUUUUUUUUUUUUUAAGUUGAUGUUUUUAUGACCACUUUUGCUAUUGUGUUGGUAGAAAAACUAGCAAAAUAGUGGAUGAAGAUCAGUGGGUUGGUUUAGUCUUUUUCGUCUUACUGACUGCCAAGCAGAAAGUGAACUUUUUAAGUAAAUGGUGAAUUUCCUUUAGUCGUAAGAUAAUAGAUGUUAGACAUUUUUAAGAUGAAACUGAAAACUUGGUAUUUGUGUUAAUGACUAUUAUGGCUUUGAUAAUAUGAUUGAAUAGUUGUUUUAAAAUGGUCAUUAUUUCUUGUUAUGUUUUAUUAGGUUUUCUUUUCUUUUUUUUUUCUUUUUUUGUCUUUGCAUUUUAGAAGAAAAUAUGUUUUUGGACUUUUUGUGUUCCCAACAAAUACUUGAAGUUUUUAAGAAAAAAAAAGAGUACGUGGAUUAGGAUAAAAUAGACAUUAAAGAGACAGACACUGGAAA
This is a messenger RNA of Pimephales promelas (fathead minnow), 3969 nucleotides long. RefSeq names its product nemo-like kinase, type 1 (gene nlk1). Gene Ontology annotation, molecular function: MAP kinase activity; ATP binding. The record is from RefSeq and is a predicted model, not a curated record. Gene Ontology annotation, biological process: protein phosphorylation. NCBI's taxonomy places the organism in Eukaryota, Metazoa, Chordata, Actinopteri, Cypriniformes, Leuciscidae.